GUAGCAAGCCGCCUUCGUUUCCUUUUCACAAGAAAAAAGCAACGAAUCAGACCUACUAGCAACCAUUCUUUCUGCAAGGCUCCAAAACAUCACGACUAGGGCGCUUACUUUACAUCAUCAGCCUUUCUCGUAAGCUUUGUAGAGCACAGCGACUGGACGCGCCCCUGAUCGACGCGUUUGCCAAGCUAUCUGACCUCACACGCCCCGGCUUUGAACGCCUCACGAUGAUGUCGACAGGGAGGAAAGGACGAUUACGAUAAUGAGCAAAGUCUCAUCUGGCGACGCUAGCCUGGCGGCACAUCGGCGGAAAAGACUACAGGCCACCCAUCAUGGCAGCAUGACUACUGCCCGCUUUGCCUUGAAAGAUUCAUCGAGUCAUCUGGACGAGCCACCGACCAAGAGGCAACGAACGUCGAGCCUAGAACUAGGGCACGCAGCCUCCCGGGUUAUCCAUUGUAUCCCAGAGGACCGCUGCUUGUUCUUCAACCUUUCACGUCUCUGGUUCAGAUCAGAGCACAGAAACCGUGUGGACCCUGGCAUCUUCCCCCCUGGUACCGACACAAUCACAUUCAAGGGCCGCUGUCGAAUACAAUUUCUACCAGACGCAAGCCGGCUUGCCCAUGAGGAACCUGAAGUUGUUGUCAAACGACGCUGCACGUUUCGGUGCCCGAAAGCAACGAACGCCCGGCGUGGCCUCAAGAUCGACCUGGAACGCCCAUUCGCCAUUCAUGAAGAGGAAUUCGACGGUUUUGGACCCGUGUCCAAGGCUUCUGCUUUUCCACAGGGACUUUUACUACGCAUCCGCUUAGAGACCGAAAAUGCUGAAAUCGGCAAUCAACUUCCCAACUGGGUCAAGGUCUGGUCUGGCCAGUCGGUGCCGUAUCAUUGUUCGCCUUGGUACUGCGUCCCAUCCCCUGCAGACACGAAACAGUGCCCACCAGGUACACCACAGGCUCACCGUCACGAGGAAUUCGUCUAUCAGCAGGAUUCGAGGACGUCAAACCUGAAAUGGGAAUGGGCCUGGAAGCCAACUUACAGUCUUUCUGGUCAUGGUAGAAAUGGACAGCUCCCUCGGACUCCAUCAGAAAGAAGCAAGGCCAGUGUGCAAGUGUUGGCGGAGAGAAACGAUGCGCCCCCGACUCGAUCCCCUUGCGCGUCGCUCCAAUUGCGUACAAUGCCUCCCCAUUCCACGAAAUCACACGCAUCCAUUGAGGCGUCCAGCGUGGCUUCGUCUAGAAUCACGAAGCAGCACCAGUCGGUCGUAUCAUUGCCCCGCUCCUCCAGUAGCAAGACUACGACUUGGUCAGCUCGCACAGCAGCGAGCGGGCAGAUGAGAGUACAGUCUACUACCCACGAAGAAACCCUCAUCGUCGGGUCGAAGGAUGAUCCUAUAUAUGUGGGGGACUCUGAAUCCGAAGAUUCAGACGACACGUCUAGCACAAGUGUAGAUCAAGACGAGCACACCGAGGAACCUAGCCAGCGUGUAGACCCUCAGAAUUCCGAUCAAGUGGACUUGGGCGAUGUCAUCUCUUCGGCAUCCCAACAAAACGUCCCAUCACCUAAAGCUCCUCCGCGGCCUGCCAUUCGGGUGAGGUCACCGGAAGAUGACAUUAUAGUUCCGAAUAACGGCACAGUCUUUUACCAUCCUAUUGGGAGGCGUGCUCUGAAACCAGGGACGGUCUUACCUCGACCACAACCGCUGAAGGAGAUGUUUCGCUACAAGCACAUGUACUGGCUGCGAGAGGAGCCUGACAUAACGGCCGCGCAAGUCGAAUACAUUUCAGCCUUUGAUGAGGUGAUGGAUGAACACGACAUCAACGCGCGAACCUACUUCCCAACCGCCUGGAAGGAUUUUGUGGCACGGAAAAGGGGGUGGAUCAGUGAACGACAACACCGCGUCGACGAAUUCCACAAGCAGAAGGACUUUUUGCUGGAAGUCGGACUGCUUCAACAGGAAGAUAUUGAAGGCAUCGAGCCGAUGGCCACAGCACGAGGCAAACGCUCCGAGGAGGAUCCGCCGCCUGUGCGACCACAGGCCAGGUCAACUCGAAGCGGCUGUGGCAUUUGCCAUAAGCCGGUGGCCGUGUUCCAAGCUGCAUAUUGCACUGCAAAGCAACACGAGGGCCCCAAUCAAUUUCACAAAGCGUGUGCAUUGCCGCCGAGGAUGACUAUCGAGCAGGAGACGACAUUUUUUCGAGAUAAGAGGACAUACAAAUGCGUUGCGUGCAAGGUUUAAAUCGCCGGCGCUGGAUAUACACGCAUCGAGGAUUACGAUACAAG
Emericellopsis atlantica is the source of this 2280-nucleotide messenger RNA. RefSeq lists its product as uncharacterized. Bases 260 to 2236 code for a protein of 658 amino acids. NCBI's taxonomy places the organism in Eukaryota, Fungi, Ascomycota, Sordariomycetes, Hypocreales, Bionectriaceae. The record is from RefSeq and is a predicted model, not a curated record. The transcript is spliced from 2 exons.